AUGCAAAGCACUUCUGAGAUUAACCUGUUUGGUUUAUGGGCUUAUGAUACAAUCUGGGCUUUAGCUAAGGCUGUAGAAUUGGUUGGACUGGAGGUGAAUUAUUCUAGUGAUGUUUUAAAGCACAAGACUGAUAGCAAAAACACAGAUGAAAUGUUUGGCAUAACUGUCUCUAAAGCAGGUCCAAGGCUUCUCCAAGCUUUGCUGCCUACCAGUUUUCAAGGCCUAAGUGGGAAAUUCCAAUUGAUUAAUGGACACUUGCAACCUGCGGCCUAUGACAUAAUCAAUGUGGUCCGUAAAAACGAGACAGUUAUUCGAUAUUGUUGGACUCCGAACAAAGAAGCAUUUCAAGAUUUAGUUCAAAUUUCUAAUGCAGCACUAUCUGGCCUGGAAACACAAGUACUCCACCAAGACUGGUCUCGUCAUACCAAUGAGCCUAAGAUCUCAGGGUUCUCAAUCGAUGUCUUUCGGGAGAAAUUUGAUGCUGUAGUGGGAGAUACAACAAUUGUUGGCAAUAGGACGUCCUACGUUGAUUUUACAUUACCUUAUUUUGAAUCGGGCAUUCGGAUGGUGGUGAAAGUUAAAGAUAACGAAAGAAAGAAUAUUUGGAUUUUCUUAAAGCCUCUUUGGUUGACAUCAGCCGGCGCCUUCAUCUUUACAGGCAUUGUAAUAUGGAUUCUUGAACAUCGCAUAAACACAGAAUUUGGAGAUGGUUCACGAAAGCAACAACUUGCCACAACUCUUUGGUUCUCUUUUUCCACUCUUGUAUUUGCACAUGAGGAGAAGGUGGUGAGCAACUGGACCAGAUUUGUGCUGAUCAUAUGGAUUUUUGUGGUUCUCAUCUUGACACAGAGUUACACUGCUAGCUUAGCCUCAUUGUUGACUGGAGAUAAGUUGUAUCCAGCAGUUGUUGAUGUGAAUGAGCUCAGACAAACUGGUAAGUAUGUUGGAUACCCCAAGGAUUCCUUUGUAAGUGACCUGUUGUGCCAGUUAGAAUUUGAGAAAACAAAGCUGAAGGCUUAUGCUUCCUCAAAGGAAUAUCAUGAAGCAUUGUCCAAAGGAAGCAAAAAUGGAGGGGUUGAUGCUAUCUUUGAUGAAAUUCCCUACGCCUUCCCACAAGGCUCCCCACUUGUUGCUCAUGUUUCAAGGGCAAUCCUGAAUGUGACUCAAGAUUAUAAGGAAAUGGAAAAAAUGCAACUCAAUUAUUUUCCAGAUGAAACCAAAUGUCAUGACGCAAUUUGUUUCCUCCACAAAUACUGGCCUGCUUUGAAUUCCAUCCAUCCAGAAGCCUCCCUCUUGUCAAAAUUGGCGAAGUGUUUUGACCGAAAAGACAGCACUCUGUUUGCUUUAGAGCAAACCAGUCAAGCAACUCAUGUACAUGCUGCUUCUGCAACAAAUGCUAGAGCUGAUGCUGCUUCACCAGAUGCUAGGGACAACAUGCUGAGCAAUGCAAUGUCUUCCAACCAGGGAUUGCACAAUGUCACCAUAGACGACGAAGAAGAUAUGCCUAUACAUUCUAUGGAUUUUGGGCGCUUCUCCUAUAGUUGUGCAUGA
Prunus armeniaca (apricot) is the source of this 1551-nucleotide messenger RNA. The record is from the annotation of a GenBank genome assembly. NCBI's taxonomy places the organism in Eukaryota, Viridiplantae, Streptophyta, Magnoliopsida, Rosales, Rosaceae.